Thamnophis sirtalis is the source of this 1645-nucleotide messenger RNA. NCBI's taxonomy places the organism in Eukaryota, Metazoa, Chordata, Lepidosauria, Squamata, Natricidae. The record is from RefSeq and is a predicted model, not a curated record.
AGCCCUCUGGUGCCAGCAUGGAGGGCGGUGUGGAUGGCCCCAUUGGGAUCCCCUUUCCCGACCACAGCAGCGACAUCUUGAGCAGCCUGAACGAGCAGAGGAACAAUGGACUGCUUUGCGACGUGGUGAUCCUGGUGGACGGGCAGGAGUUCCCCACCCAUCGCUCAGUCUUGGCAGCCUGCAGCCAAUACUUCAAGAAGCUCUUCACCUCAGGGUUGGUGGUCGACCAACAGAACGUGUACGAGAUCGACUUUGUGGAUGCCGACGCCCUCUCUGCCUUGCUGGAAUUCGCCUACACCGCCACUUUGACCGUCAGCACUUCGAACGUCGGCGAGAUCCUCAACGCUGCCAAGCUGCUAGAGAUCGAGGCGGUGAGGGACGUCUGCACGGAUCUCCUGGACCGGAAGAUUCUGGCCAAAACGGACCAGAUGGAUAAAGUAGAUCAAAUUGAUCAAAGGAACCAUCUCCGAGCAAAAGAAUACCUGGAGUUUUUCCAGAGUAAUCCCAUCAACGGCCAACAGGGCAACUUUUCAUGGACCAAUCAAGACUUGAGAGACCUUCAGAGGCUCACCUUCCGUGGCCGAGAGGAGGACGAAGAGCCGGAUUGCAACGGCAUGGACCUCUACUCGCAGGCCGCUCUCAGUGACAGACCAAAGGCAAACGACUGUGAUCCCGAGGCCAAGCAUGGCAUGUGGGACGACGACGAGGUGACGGGCCAGGGACCCUUGUUCCCCGCCUCUCAAAAUGGACAAUUUGGUGGGCGUGGCCUGCCGGUGUCCUUGGGGGAGGAUGACGUACCAGCAGGCAUUCAGUUGGACCAGCCGGAGGUGGGAGAUUCUCCGGCAUUUGCUUCCGGAGGACCCGAGCGAGACGACGACCCCCGAGAAGUGGACGGCUUGGCCGCCAGCGCGCUCCUGCAGCAGAUGAUCAAUUCGGUGGGACGGCAACAGCUGGCCGACGAGGACCGCAAGGACGACGACGGAGUCAUGGAUUAUUACUUGAAUUAUUUUAGCACUUCCCAGGAGGGCGGCGAAUAUCCGUCCUGGUCUCAGAAGGUGGAGAAGAAAAUCCGCGCAAAAGCAUUCCAGAAAUGUCCCAUCUGCGAGAAAGUGAUCCAAGGAGCCGGCAAGCUCCCACGCCAUAUUCGAACCCACACCGGCGAGAAGCCAUACGAGUGUAACAUUUGCAAAGUUCGGUUUACAAGGCAAGACAAGCUGAAGGUCCACAUGAGAAAACACACCGGGGAGAAGCCCUACUUGUGCCAGCAAUGCGGGGCCGCCUUCGCCCACAACUACGACCUGAAGAAUCACAUGCGCGUCCACACGGGCCUCCGCCCGUACCAGUGCGAGAGCUGCUUCAAGACUUUCGUCCGAUCCGACCAUUUGCAUCGGCACCUUAAAAAAGAUGGCUGCAACGGCAUCCCUUCCCGCCGGGGGCGCAAGCCGCGGGUGAGGGAAGCGGCCGUCGCCCCGGUCCCGAGUUUGAAUCCCGACGACAGCAGCCUGGCGGGGGGCGAGGAGGCUGAGGAGACGCAGGGGCCUGCCGCGCCCCAGGACGAGUUAGAACAGCACUUUGAAGAUAAUUCGAACGCCCACGAGGCGUCGGGAAGUUUGAAUGUAGCUGGGGAGAUUGUCUGAGGGGGAUU